This is a messenger RNA of Arachis ipaensis, 530 nucleotides long. Lineage: Eukaryota; Viridiplantae; Streptophyta; Magnoliopsida; Fabales; Fabaceae. The record is from RefSeq and is a predicted model, not a curated record.
GUAGGUUUGGUUUUGGCUGGGUAGGAAGAUCAUUGAUUCUUAUUUUAGUUGAAUGCAUAUUAGUCUAGGAUAAUUAUUGGUCAUUAUAUGUCUUUGCAUGUGAUGUUUUACAGCUUGAUUAUUGAUUCACUUUUGUUGGAUUAUCUGGUUUAUGUUGAUGAUGAUAGUAGUUGCAUGUGAUGUUUUACAGCAUGAUUAUUGGUCAAAGUGCCUUUUCAGUUUAUCAGCAGCAUUUGGCUAACCGACCUGUGAAUGUUCUUCAUGAACUUCUUGAGUUCAAAAGUGAUCGUGCUCCAAUACCUGUAGGGAAGGUUGAACCUGUUUCAGCUAUUGUGCAUCGGUUCUGCACUAGUGGGAUGUCUCUUGGAGCUAUUUCAAGAGAAACUCAUGAAGCAAUUGCAAUUGCAAUGAACAGAUUAGGUGGAAUAUAUGUAAAAUUGUGUAAAAUUUAGUAUGGUUGAACAAUAUACUGAGGAUUAUAGUUGAUAAUACACUUUGUUUAUGUUUUGAAUUAUAUUGACUUGCUUGUU